This is a messenger RNA of Alternaria novae-zelandiae, 975 nucleotides long. RefSeq names its product Cytosolic iron-sulfur protein assembly protein (gene CIA1). Bases 1 to 975 code for a protein of 324 amino acids. Gene Ontology annotation, molecular function: protein binding. The record is from RefSeq and is a predicted model, not a curated record. The transcript has 2 exons. Lineage: Eukaryota; Fungi; Ascomycota; Dothideomycetes; Pleosporales; Pleosporaceae. Gene Ontology annotation, biological process: iron-sulfur cluster assembly. Gene Ontology annotation, cellular component: cytosolic [4Fe-4S] assembly targeting complex.
AUGGCCGCAGAAGACGACUCCGACAACGAACGCGACGAAGCAGACGACUACCAAUUCUCCUGCAUCCUCGACGGCCACGAAUCCGAAAUCAAAUGCCUCGCGUGGAGUCCCUCUGGCCAAUACCUAGCGACGUGCUCCCGCGACAAGAGCGUGUGGAUAUGGGAGGAGCUCGAAGACGAUAACUUUGAAACUGUGGCUGUGCUGCAGGAACAUGAUGGUGAUGUCAAGAGCGUGGCGUGGCACCCGGAAGAAGAUUUGUUAGUGUCUACGAGUUACGAUGAUACGGUUAGGUUGUACAAGGAGGAUGCGGAUGAUUGGGUGCAGGUGAGUAUGAUUGAUGGGCAUGCGAAGACGGUUUGGUGGGCGGAGUUUGAGGGGGGUGGGAUGGCGGGGAGGGAUUGGAGGAAGGACACAUCCACCACCAGUACAUCGGACGCAUCACAACAGCAGCGAUCGGAGUAUAUCAAGGAGUUGGAACGAUCGGGCCCUAGACUCGCGACUUGCUCAGACGACUGCACAGUAAGGAUAUGGCGAAGGAAAGCGAAAGAAGGGGACGACAACGCGAGUAACAAGACGGGCGUCCCUAGUAUCAUCCGCUCGGCGGCUAUCGACGAGGAGUGGUAUCAAGACGCUGUUCUGCCACGGGUUCACGAACGCGCUAUUUAUUCGGUUUCUUGGAGUCGCAGGACGGGUAGGAUUGUUAGUGCGGGGAGUGAUGGUAAGGUUAUUGUUUAUGAGGAGAGGUGGAGGGGACAGGCUGGUGGGGAGGAGAUGGAGGUUGAUGGCGCACAGGAACAGGGAUUGACGGAGUGGGUGGUUGUUGCGGAAUUGUUCUCUGGUCAUGAUGUGUUCGAGAUUAACCAUGUUUGUUGGGCGAAGAGGGCGGAUAAGGGGAGGAGGAGUGAGGAGGAGGAGGUUGUGCUUACGACGGGGGAUGAUGGGGAGGUGAGGGUUUGGGUGUUGGAUGAGGCGUGA